CUCCGGUCCCGGUCCGCCCGCCCCGGCCGGCCGGCACCAUGCGCGCCGCUGCGCUGCUGCUGCUCGCCCUGCUCCCGCUCCGGCCGCUGCCCGGCCGCGCCGCCCGCCCCAAGCUCGCCCUGCCCAUCCGGCCCGACACGGAGCCGCUGCCCCCCGGCGGGGCGGCAGGCUGCGCCUUCGGGGGGCACUUCUAUGCUCUGGAGGAGACGUGGCACCCGGACCUGGGGGAGCCCUUCGGGGUGAUGCGCUGCGUUAUCUGUCACUGCGAGCCGCAGAGGAACCACCGGGGGAAGCCCGUGGGGAAAGUGAACUGCAAGAACAUGAAGCAGGACUGCCCCGUGCCUGCCUGUCCCCGGGCCACGCUGCUGCCGGGACACUGCUGUCACACCUGCCCCAAAGAGAAGAGCCCUGCACUCCGGUUUGACACCUUGGAGUACUUCCAGGAGAAGGAGGAUGACCUGGACAAGCCCUACAAUGACCGCUCCUACCUGAGCUCGGAGGGCCUGGCUCGCGAUGAUGCCCGCACAGAGUUUGUGGCCCUGCUGACGAGCGGCCCAGAGCCGUGGCACCCCACAUCCAGUGCCGUGGCCAAGGCUCGCUUCACGCUGCUGCGCUCCUCCCUGCUCUUCUCCAUCAGCUAUGAGCGGCUGGGGCGGCCGAGCCGGGUGCGUUUCAGUGACCCCGAGGGUAACGUGCUGUUUGAACACCCCGUGCAGAGGAGCGCUGCCCCCGAGGAUGGCAUGCUCUGUGGAAUGUGGAGGACGGUGUCCAAAGCCAACGUCCAGCUGCUGCGGCGUGAACAGCUCCGUGUGUCCCUCAUCACCCGGGCACAGCCCUCCGGAGAGGUCCAUGGGCACAUCCUCAAGCACCGGGCACUCUUUGCAGAGACAUUCGGUGCCAUCCUGACCUCCUCGAACCCCUUGCACUUGGGCGCUGGGGGCAUGGCCAUGCUGACACUGAGUGACACAGAGAACAACCUGCACUUCAUCCUCAUGGCCCGGGGACUGCUGGAGCCUGGAGCAAGGGAAUCCCCGUGGGUCCCACUGAGGGUCCGCAUCCUGCACCAGGGCCAGACGCUACGCGAGGUCCACGCCAACAUCACUGUGGAGGACCCCGACUUUGCAGAGGUGCUGAAUGACCUGUCUGCCCAGGAGCUGCAGUGGCUGGUGCAGGGGCAGCUCCGCAUCGUGGCCGAGACGGAGGGGCAGCACGCGCGGCAGCUGGCUGGCACCAUCACCACCCGCCGCAGCUGUGACACCAUCCAGAGUGUGCUAUGCGGAGCAGAUGCUUUGCUGCCGACCAAGACCGGGGCUGUGGGCUCAGCCAAGCUGGCGCUGCAUGAGAAUGGCACCCUGGAGUACCAGGUGCAGGUGGUGGGCACUGCCAGCGAGGUGGUGGGCAUCACACUGGAGACCAAACCCAGACGGAAAAGCAAGAGGAACAUCCUGUUUGACAUGACACCCAGCUACAAGGAUGGGCUGGCCUGGGGUGCCUGGCAGAGCCCCAGCGCCCGCGAUGCCCACAUGCUUCUACAAAAUGAGCUCUUCCUCAACGUGGCCACCAAAGACUGGGCAGAGGGUGAGCUGCGGGGCCAGAUCAUCUCCCUGCCCUACAGUGGACUGCUCGCCCGCUACACAGACAUGCCCGUGGCGCUGGCAGGGCAGCUGGUGUCCCCCCCGGUGCCCAGCGGCGCGGGGGGGCACGCCUGGCUCUCGCUGGAUGAGCACUGCCACCUGCACUACGAGAUCUCGGUGGCGGGGCUGGGACGGCCGAGCGAUGGCACUGUCAGCGCCCACAUCCACGGCGUGGCCGAGCUGGGGGAGAUGGGCACCCGCCCCCACCAGCACAAGCGCCUGCUCAAGGGCUUCUACAGCACUGAGGCUCAGGGCGUGGUGAAGGACCUGGAUGCCGACCUGCUGCAGCACCUGGCCCAGGGCACUGCUUUCCUGCAAGUCAGCACCAAAGCUCACCCCAAUGGCGAGAUGCGGGGACGGGUGCACAUUCCCAACCAGUGCCAUGCAGGAGGGACCCGCCUGGCCCCAGGGGAGUCCCUGGGUCAGGCUGAGCUCUCAGAGAGCACCAAGACCAGGGACCUGGAGCAGCUGAAGAAGGACCCCAACUCCUGCUUCUUUGAGGGUCAGCACCGGGCACAUGGCACCCGCUGGGCACCUGACUAUGACAAGAAGUGCUCUAUCUGCAGCUGCCAGAAGCGCACAGUGAUCUGCGACCCCAUCUUGUGCCAGCCCCUCAACUGUACCCACCAGGUGCACCCCGAAGAGCUGUGCUGCCCCAUCUGUGAAGAGAAGAAGACAGAGCAGGAAGAACUGAAGCUGGAGCGGGCACGGGACAGCAGCGAGGGCUGCUACUUCGACGGUGACAAGACAUGGCGAGGCUCUGGCACCCGCUGGCAUCCUGUCGUGCCCCCGUUUGGCCUCAUCAAAUGUGCCAUUUGUACCUGCAAGGGCACCACAGGUGAAGUGCACUGUGAGAAGGUGCAGUGCCCACGGCUCACCUGUGCCAACCCCGUGCGCGCCAGCCCCUCUGACUGCUGCAAGCAGUGCCCAGCCCCAGAGAGGAGUGUCCCGGAGCUGGCUGACUCCAUGCAGGCAGACGCGCCACGGUCGUGCCGCUUCGGGCGCCGCUGGUACCUCAACAACGAGAGCUGGCACCCGUCUGUGCCCCCCUUUGGGGAAAUGAAGUGUAUCCUGUGCUGGUGUGUGUCGGGGGAGACGCACUGCCAGCGCCAGGAAUGCCCCCCGUCCGCCUGCGCCAGCCCUGCCACCAGGGACAACCCCUGCUGUGCCAAGUGCCGUGCCCUUGAUGCCCCCUCAGAUGCACGGGAGAAGGUCCAGGAUGCCAAGGUGGAGUCACGGAGCCACUGAGUGGUGACUGCUGCCCAGAGCGGGGCAAGCACGCGGUGAUGCUGGGUGGCACUGGAGGUACCACUGCUCACUGCCCCUGCCUGUGCAGGGUGGGGGGCACAGAGGAGCACAGUGGGGUGCACAGGGCCUGGCCCCCAGCCUGGCCACCCCAUCUCAGCACGACUGCAAUGCCAGGACUGCCCUGCCCUUGUGCAGGGGGCAGUGGCCAGGCUCAUGGAGGUUGGGGCACCCGCUGCCCUGGCACUCCAAGCGCCCCUGGCCGGCGGGCAUCGUGCCCGUAUUGUACAUAGUGUAAAGUCCUUCUGGCCCCUAUUUGCUGCACCCACCCUGUCUCAGCCGGGUUUCUCACAUAAUUUAUGGUGCCAGUGGAUGGAGGUCAAGAUGUAUUUAUUAAAACCAGAGCUAUUGCCCA
Molecule: messenger RNA, 3294 nt
Organism: Zonotrichia leucophrys gambelii
Lineage: Eukaryota; Metazoa; Chordata; Aves; Passeriformes; Passerellidae
Gene: CHRD
Product: chordin
Exons: 23
Coding region: 39-2882 (947 amino acids)
Biological process (GO): negative regulation of BMP signaling pathway; multicellular organism development; dorsal/ventral pattern formation
Molecular function (GO): BMP binding
Source: RefSeq, a predicted model, not a curated record